AUGUCCAACACAUUAUUUGAUGAUAUUUUCAACAUAACGGAUGUCGAUGCCGCAAGAUACAACAAAGUAUCACGUAUAAAUGGUACUUCUUCAACUUCAUCAGAUAUUAAAAUUACUUUAGAUAUAAAUUCAGAUUUAUUCCCAGUUACAUCAGGUGAAGCAUUAACAAUCACAUUAGCUUCUUCAUUAGCAUUAGAUGACAAAAACAAAGAUACUACUGGUUCAUGGAGAGCUCCAAAAGCUGGUGAAAAAUCAUUAGCUGAUGAUUAUGAUUAUGUUAUGUAUGGUACUGUUUAUAAAUUUGAAGAAGGUUCAGAUGAUAAAAUGUAA
This is a messenger RNA of Hansenula ciferrii, 330 nucleotides long. It is a transcript of the gene RPB8, whose product is annotated as DNA-directed RNA polymerase core subunit RPB8. Gene Ontology annotation, biological process: DNA-templated transcription. Bases 1 to 330 code for a protein of 109 amino acids. Gene Ontology annotation, cellular component: RNA polymerase III complex; RNA polymerase II, core complex; RNA polymerase I complex. The transcript has a single exon. Lineage: Eukaryota; Fungi; Ascomycota; Saccharomycetes; Phaffomycetales; Wickerhamomycetaceae. The record is from RefSeq and is a predicted model, not a curated record. Gene Ontology annotation, molecular function: DNA-directed RNA polymerase activity.